Rotaria sordida is the source of this 651-nucleotide messenger RNA. The record is from the annotation of a GenBank genome assembly. NCBI's taxonomy places the organism in Eukaryota, Metazoa, Rotifera, Eurotatoria, Philodinida, Philodinidae.
AUGUUGAAAAAUUUUAUUAACUAUGUUAAUUUUACCAUUUUAGAGGACCAACAACCAGCAUCACGUCUUUCUAAAUUAUCUCGGUUAACUCAAAUCGUUUUCCGUGGUUCAAUAUUGUCCGAUCUCGAUCAUUUUUUACUCAUACUUAAUGCUGCAUCUAAUCUUUUUCGUUUGGAUAUGCCUAUUGAUUAUUUAUUACAAUUAAUGGAAGAUCAACAAAUUACUGAUCUUCUUCGUCAACGUAUUAUGUCACUUUCUAUCCUAGGAACUGAUACUCCAAGAUCAACAAUAAACCUCAAAGAAGAACAUAUACCUACGAUCGCUUCUGUUUUCUCUCGUCUCUGUGAUUUAUAUGUUGAUAUAACGCAUCCACCAUUAAACACACAAAUAUGUUCAGAAGAAAACUUAUCCUUACAAUCAUAUGAGCAAAAUUCUGAAGUCAUAUCACCACUUUCAAGUCAAUCAAUGAUAUUAUGUCUGUUGAAAGAAUUCAAAGAAUAUAAACUUAUUGGUUUAUGUAUUGACGGAAAUUUUGAUGAAAGGCUGAAAACAAAUGCAGAGCAAUGGUUACGGAUUCAUACUAAUCUUUGUGAACAACAAUUUGAAGCUAUUUUCAAUAAUGAAUUGAAUCGAUUACUUACUUGGAUGUAA